AUGAGCAACGGAAACCCCGGCGAUGAGGCCCUGGCCCAGGUCUUGACCUCCCUGCGCUCCAUCCAGCAAACCCAGACCGAUCUUGUAGCUGCCGUCGACUCAUUGACCCAGCGGUAUCACCAGCUGUCCGGUGAUGCAAAUGUUGCCGCCGCCCUUGAUCCGAGUCCGUCUCUCGGUGUCUCCUCCGAUCCACCCGGCACGCCCAAUCUUCCUGCUGCCGCAGGCGGCUCGGACCAGCAGUCCUCCGACUUGACUCUGCAGGCUCCGGCCGUUCCCUCCUCUCCGAGCCAGCGAUCUGGUCUAACGUCCCGCAUCAUCCUCACCGGGGGUUCUUACUCCAUUUACUACGCACUCGCCGUUGCCAGCAAGCAGCUCAAUUUGGAACACAGGCCCGACUUCACGAACACGGAACCCGCCUCCAAGAUCGGCCCAUUUCCUCAAUGGGGAGACCCUAAGAAGAUUGUCGCCAUGGACCCCUGGGGCCACUUGUCACCGUGGCUGUUCAAGGACACCAUUGAGAGAGACAACGUCGAUAUUCGCCCGACCAUCGCCAUUACAAAGGCUCACAUGAAGCUUCCUGAGCUCGAGGAAAGUGUCCGGAGUGGCAGACUCGUCCCGGAUGGCAAAGUCUGCCUCAAUAAUCUUGGAGAACUCGCAGUGACCAAAUUUGCCGUGGAGCCGGUAUGGUACCUACCUGGAGUGGCCGAGCGGUUUGGCAUUGAUGAGGGUGCUCUGAGAAGGUCGCUAUUCGAGCACACGGGUGGCAGCUACCCCGAGUUGAUCACUCGUGGAGAUAUUAAGGUCUUCCUCCCCCCAAUUGGUGGUCUCACUGUGUACUGCUUCGGCGACCCGGCCAAGAUGUCGGACGAGUCGGUGCGACUGGCCCUACGCAUCCAUGACGAGUGCAACGGUAGCGACGUCUUCGGAUCCGACAUCUGCACAUGCCGUCCUUACCUCAUCUUCGGCAUCGAGGAGGCCGUAAAGGAGGCACAGAAUGGUGGUAGUGGCGUCGUUAUUUACUUUCGAAAGGAAGGAAGGGCUCUCGGCGAAGUAACCAAGUAUCUUGUGUACAACGCCCGGAAGCGGGGUGAGGACCGAGCAUCAGAUUACUUCAAGAGAACCGAGAACAUCGCAGGCGUCAAGGACAUGCGAUUCCAAGCCCUGAUGCCGGAUAUUCUACACUGGCUUGGAAUCCGCAAGAUCGAUCGCAUGCUCAGCAUGAGCAACAUGAAGCACGAUGCCAUCGUCGGACAAGGCAUUCCUAUCCACGAGCGAGUAGAGCUGCCAGAGGAGUGGAUCCCGGCAGACUCCCGAGUUGAGAUUGACGCGAAAAUCACUGCAGGCAAGGUACUUCACCGCGGGAAAACGUAUGACGGAGGACGAGUUAAGAGCUGUCCAAGGCCGUCUCUGGGAGGAUAUCGACCACUAGCCUCCGCAUUUUACGUCUGGCCCGGGGGCGGGACAAGGGCGAGGUUAGGUCGGCGGCUUAACAGCAGCUCGGCCAAGAAACUGGGAGUCGAGCGAGCUGGGAACAAGAGAUUGUCCAAGGGCAAGAAGGGCCUCAAGAAGAAGACCGUCGACCCCUUCUCCCGCAAGGACUGGUACCAGAUCAAGGCCCCGGCCCCCUUCAACGUCAGAGACGUCGGCAAGACCCUGGUGAACAGAACCACCGGUCUCAAGAACGCCAACGAUGCUCUGAAGGGCCGUAUCCUCGAGGUCUCUCUGGCGGAUCUCCAGAAGGAUGAGGACCACGCUUUCCGCAAGGUCAAGCUCCGCGUCGACGAGGUCCAGGGCAAGAACUGCUUGACCAACUUCCACGGACUUGACUUCACCUCCGACAAGCUCCGUUCCCUCGUCCGCAAGUGGCAGACCCUCAUCGAGGCCAACGUCACCGUCAAGACCACCGACGACUACCUCCUCAGACUCUUCGCCAUCGCUUUCACCAAGCGCCGCCCCAACCAGAUCAAGAAGACGACAUACGCCGCCUCUUCGCAAAUCCGUGCCAUCCGCCGCAAGAUGACCGAGAUCAUCCAGCGCGAGGCCUCUACCUGCACUCUCACCCAGCUCACCUCUAAGCUCAUCCCCGAGGUCAUUGGCCGUGAGAUCGAGAAGUCCACCCAGGGCAUUUACCCCCUGCAGAACGUCCACAUCCGCAAGGUCAAGCUCCUCAAGCAGCCCAAGUUCGACCUCGGUGCCCUCAUGGGUCUCCACGGCGAGUCUGGUACCGAUGACCAGGGACAGAAGGUCGAGCGUGAGUUCAAGGAGCGCGUUCUGGAGGAAGUCUAA
Molecule: messenger RNA, 2286 nt
Organism: Colletotrichum karsti
Lineage: Eukaryota; Fungi; Ascomycota; Sordariomycetes; Glomerellales; Glomerellaceae
Product: putative GTP cyclohydrolase II
Exons: 21
Coding region: 1-2286 (761 amino acids)
Biological process (GO): riboflavin biosynthetic process; translation
Cellular component (GO): ribosome
Molecular function (GO): GTP cyclohydrolase II activity; structural constituent of ribosome
Source: RefSeq, a predicted model, not a curated record